Messenger RNA from Elephantulus edwardii (Cape elephant shrew), 1701 nucleotides. RefSeq names its product coilin (gene COIL). The transcript has 7 exons. The coding region runs from base 1 to 1701 and encodes 566 amino acids. NCBI's taxonomy places the organism in Eukaryota, Metazoa, Chordata, Mammalia, Macroscelidea, Macroscelididae. The record is from RefSeq and is a predicted model, not a curated record. Gene Ontology annotation, molecular function: U1 snRNA binding; U2 snRNA binding. Gene Ontology annotation, cellular component: Cajal body. Gene Ontology annotation, biological process: spliceosomal snRNP assembly.
AUGGCAGCUUCCGAGACGGUUAGACUACGGCUUCAAUUUGAUUACCCGCCGCCAACCACGCCGGACUGCACUAUCUUCUGGCUUCUCGUCGACUUGGGCCGAUGCCGAGUUGUCACGGAUCUCAUUAGUCUUGUCCGCCAGCGCUUUGGCUUCAGCUCCGGGGCCUGCCUAGGCCUCUACCUGGACGGGGGGUUCCUGCCUCCCGGCGAGAGCGCCCGCCUGGUGCGAGACAACGACUGCAUCAGAGUUAAACUAGAAGAGAGUUGUGUUACCGACAGUUCUGUAGCAGCCAGUUAUGGUGUAUUAUCUAGAAAAACAAAAAAACGGACAUUUAAGUUUGUGGAAGAUAAAGAAAGUGAUUCAGGUGACACAUAUCCCAGGAAACACUGGAAGCAGCAGGAGAACAGUAACAGUAAUGAUGAGAUCAUGGAUAAGGAACCCAAAACGGUCACAGAUCAGAAAGUGAGGAAGAAAACCAAGAGGAAUAACAAAGCAGCAUGUGAGGUAGUGAGUGACGAUGACAAAGAGACCAAGAGAAAAGCAUCUAAGAAAAAGGAGAAAGACCAAAGUAAAAGGCAGGUCAAGAAUCACAAACCUCCUAAAACACAGGCAGUUAAAGAACGGACCCUCUUGAACUGUAGUCCUCUGAAAGGUUCGCCUGCUCGAAACAGCCAUGCUAAAGUCAAAAAGAAAGGUAUGGUGAGCAUCUGUGCCAAAGAGAAUCCCAGUUCCUCAUCAGACUCUGAGGAUUUGAGCACAUCAACCAGCGAUGGCCUCAGCAAUGUGGGGGUCAGGCUGCCCUUGGAGAAGAGCACUGGAUCAUCGAAGGAAAGGCCCUGCCUGAAAAGCACAACCUCAAACAAAGGAGUUACAAAAACGAGCUUCAACCAAAACGCUGUCAAGAGCAAGGCAAAUAAAACAUCAUCUUCUAGUUCAGAUUCCAGCUCAGAGUCAGACGACCAGAGCAGAGAGAAACAGGGACCCCAGGAGCAAGCUGCAGAUUUCUCAAAGACCACCACAAGAGGUUGUCCAGGGCCAUUGAAGUCACAGACCCCAGAUGCCCCUGGAUGGAAGCAUUCAGAUUCAAACAGUGGCAGGCAGGCUCCCGGCCCUCCUUUCAGCUUGUCUCUUCCCGCCAAUUUGGGAAGAGGAUGGGGUCGAGGAGGGGAUCUUCUUCCUUGGAAAGGAGCUAGGGGUCGGGGCAUGCGGGGCAGAGGCCGAGGACGGGGACAAGCCAUGUCCUCUGUUUCUAAUAGAAACAAUGACUAUCAGCCCCAGCAGCAGCUUAACGACAUCGUAACGAACUCCUCUGUGAUCAUCCAGAAUCCAGUAGAGGCACCCAAGAAGGACUACAGCAUGUUACCGCUGUUAGCGGCCCCUCAAGUUGGAGAAAAGAUUGUGUUUAAGCUUUUGGAACUAACAUCUGAUUACUCUCCUGAUAUCUCUGAUUACAAGGAAGGAAAAAUAUUGAGCCAUAAUCCUGAGACCCAGCAAGUCGAUAUAGAAAUCCUUUCAUCUUUACCUGUUGUGAAAGAACCUGGAAAAUUUGACUUGGUUUAUCACAAUGAAAAUGGAACUGAAGUGGUGGAGUAUGCUGUGACGCAGGAGAAGAAGAUCACUGCUGUUUGGGGAGAACUGAUUGAACCCAGACUAAUUCUUGAAUCUGCAAGUGGCAAUAAGACAGACACCGAUAAGACCUGA